AUGCCCGACGUUGAAAACAUCCAACGCUUGAGCUACGUUUCGCUCAUCACGUCCAAUCACGACAAGUUUUUGCAACUGUACCAAUUCUACUCCAAGUUGGGGUUCAGAUUGACCAAGAAUUUCUCAAGGGUAACUACAGAUGGAGGCGCGGGAGGAGUAUCAGGUGCAUACAAGCCGCAAAUGCAGCUUGGUGUAUCGAAAGAUUCGUUGCGCGAAGUAUGGCUCGAGUCGUACCCGUUGCAGGAAUUGGACGAGAAUGGGAACUUGCGUCCGUGGCAGGAAAUGAGGGUGUAUAGUGGUGAUAAUUGCGAGAGAUUGACUGAUACUACUGUGAUCAAGAUUCGAUUGUCGAAUGAGGAGCAAUUGAAGCCCGGUACCGAAAAGAGGUUUAUCUUUUUCAGUACUGAUUUGAAGAAGGUAAGGGGAUUGUUGAAGGAGAGCCGUAUUGAGUUGGAGACUGAUAAUGAUCAUGGGUUUCAUGUUCGCGACCCAUUGGGCAAUUAUUUGCAAUUUUCAAACACGAGAAACGUAUUGGAGCUGAAACAGUAUCAUUCAGCGCAAGAGUUUAUCACUGACGCAGAGGCCACAAUUUUGAAAAAUACCCACAAGAAGCAACUCAAGUCGGAGAUUGAUUUAGUCAUUGACGAAGAACAACCUUUUGUUGAAGGGGGCAAGAAGAAAAAGAUUGCUGUCAUGACUUCAGGAGGUGAUGCGCCAGGAAUGAACCCUGCAGUCAGGGCAGUUGUGCGUGCGGGUAUAUACUAUGGAUGUGAUGUGUAUGCCGUGUAUGAAGGGUACGAAGGGUUGGUUAAAGGUGGCAACUUGUUGAAGCAGAUGGAUUGGUCCGAUGUGCGUUCUUAUUUAUCUCUUGGUGGUACUGCUAUUGGGACUGCUAGAUGCAAGGAGUUUAGAGAGCGCGAAGGAAGAUUACAAGCGGCAUAUAAUAUGGUUGUCAAUGGUAUUGACGCAUUGGUUGUGAUUGGUGGUGAUGGAUCCUUGACUGGAGCUGAUUUGUUUAGAAGCGAAUGGCUGUCAUUGAUUGAAGAAUUGGUCAAGACUGGGAAAUUGACAGCGGAGCAAGUUAAGCCAUACCAGCAUCUUACUAUUGUUGGUUUGGUGGGGUCUAUUGAUAACGAUAUGUCGGGAACUGAUGUCACAAUUGGGGCAUAUUCUGCAUUAUCAAGAAUCACAGAAAUGGUUGAUUACAUUGAUGCAACGGCUUCAUCACACUCACGAGCUUUUGUGGUUGAAGUGAUGGGUAGACAUUGUGGUUGGUUGGGACUCUUGUCGGGGUUGGCCACGGGUGCCGAUUACAUAUUCAUACCUGAACGCCCACCAAAAGCUGGUGAAUGGAAACAAGAGUUGAAGGAAAUUUGUGCUAGACAUAGGGAAUAUGGUAGAAGAAAGACUACGGUUAUUGUAUCUGAAGGGGCUAUUGAUGAUGAGUUGAAUCCAAUUACUUCGGAGCAGGUGAAGCAAGUAUUGGUUGAAAUUGGAUUAGAUACAAGAAUCACAAUUUUGGGCCAUGUGCAAAGAGGAGGCACUGCCGUUGCCAUUGAUAGAAGAUUGGCCACAUUGCAAGGGGUUGAAGCUGUUCGCGCAGUGUUGGACAUGACUCCAGAUACUCCGUCCCCCAUGAUUGGUAUCGUGAAACACAAGAUUGUGCGUACUCCAUUAGUGGAUGCAGUUGAGCACACCAAGGCGGUUGCCACUGCCAUUAAAAAUAAGGAUUUCGAUAAAGCCAUGAGCUUGAGAGAUGCCAAUUUCGCCGAGUCUUACAAGUAUUACCAAUCGAUCACGACUUUCGAUGAUGGAUCGAAGCAGUUGGCAGAAGAUCGGAGAUUAAAUAUUGCUGUUGUGCAUGUUGGUGCCGCUUCUGCUGGGUUGAAUGCCGCCACUAGGGCACUUGCUUUGCAGAGUAUAUCUCGCGGACACACCUUGUAUGCGGUGACCAAUGGGUUUUCAGGUUUGGUCAAGGGCCAAUUACGGAAAUUGAACUGGUUGGAUGUUGAAGGGUGGCAUAGUAGGGGUGGAAGUGAGAUUGGAACCAAUCGGUCUUUGCCAUCGCAAAAUUUUGGUGAAGUUGCUUACUAUUUGCAAAAAUUCAAUAUACAAGGACUAUUGAUUGUGGGUGGGUUUGAGGCAUUCACGGCGUUGCAUGAGUUGCAUGACCAACGUGAUAAUUAUCCAAUUUUCAAAAUCCCCAUGGUUGUCAUUCCAGCAACCAUUUCAAAUAAUGUUCCGGGAACUGAGUAUUCGCUCGGUUCAGACACAUGUAUGAAUGAGUUGGUGACGUAUUGCGAUGCCGUUCAACAAUCUGCCUCAUCGAGUCGUCGAAGAGUGUUUGUGGUUGAAGUACAAGGAGGACACUCCGGAUUCGUUGCCGCUUACUGUGGAUUAAUCACUGGUGCGUUGGCUACAUAUACGCCAGAGACUAGAAUCACGUUGAAGGAGUUGCAGCGUGAUAUUGAUCUUUUGUUUAAAGUGUUUCAAAGUGAUCGUGGUGAGGACCAUAAUGGUAAAUUGAUUAUCCGUAAUGAGCAGGCGUCAAGUGUGUACACGACGGAGUUGAUUGGUGAUAUAAUUAAGGAAAAUGCCCAGAAUCGAUUUGAAACGAGGACAGCGGUGCCGGGACAUGUGCAGCAGGGGUAUACGCCAUCAGCGGCAGAUCGUGUGUAUGCAGUUCAGUUUGCGUUGAAGGCACUUGAGUUUAUUGAGCAGUAUAAUCGAUGUGUUGAUGAUGCCCAUAUUGUGAUGCAAGAGGACAAGGCAGGAGGAGGAGGAGGAGCUGGUGCAGAGGGAUAUGGAAGAGAGGGAGAUGAGGAUGAAGAGGACAGAGAGGAGGAGGAUGAGUAUGAUAUUGAUUUCAGUCCUAAGCAUUCGCAAGUUGUUAUUGGUAUCCAAGGAUCGUUGUUGCAGUUUACUAGUGUGAAGAAGUUGUAUGAUUUUGAAGCUGAUGUUAAGUUGAGGAAAGGUAAGACUGUGCAUUGGAAGAAUAUUAUUGAGGUGGAGGACAUGUUGAGUGGUAAGUCUUUGUUAAAGCGGAAUGCUCGUGGAUGA
This is a messenger RNA of Lodderomyces theae, 3060 nucleotides long. RefSeq names its product 6-phosphofructokinase subunit alpha (gene PFK1). The coding region runs from base 1 to 3060 and encodes 1019 amino acids. The transcript has a single exon. Gene Ontology annotation, biological process: fructose 6-phosphate metabolic process; fructose 1,6-bisphosphate metabolic process; canonical glycolysis. Gene Ontology annotation, cellular component: cytoplasm; 6-phosphofructokinase complex; mitochondrion. The record is from RefSeq and is a predicted model, not a curated record. Gene Ontology annotation, molecular function: fructose-6-phosphate binding; identical protein binding; ATP binding. Lineage: Eukaryota; Fungi; Ascomycota; Pichiomycetes; Serinales; Debaryomycetaceae.